GAUACCUACAUCAGUUUUCAGUAUUAAAUUUUAUAGUUUUUAUGGCUGCAAUGGCUCAUAAAAGUCUUUUAGGAGUGAAACCCUUUACAGAUAUAACUAGAUUAGAAGCUAUGUUCAUUGCUUCAAUGUCCUACAUCAGCAGGAGGUGACCGGGACCUGAGUAAGCAGACUGUAGAUUCUAAUAGAACCGUGGCCUUGGAUAAGUCACUCCUCUCCUCCAGACUUCAGUUUCUUCAUGUGAAAUCUGGAAAUUAUAGUGGAGCUGAUUUCAGAGUGGUACUGUGAGGAUUAAAUGAAAACACUUAGCAUAGCUGCCGGUUCCUAAUGAGUACUUUGCAGGUUUAAACUAUUAUUAACCGACUUACGGGUUAUUAUUUUAUAAGCUCUGGAGCCCAGUGACAGCGAAGUCACCCUGUUGGGUCUCCAUUGUCCCAGCAAGAUAAAGCCCUUCAGCAUUUCAACAGGAGAAGACAUUCAGCAGUAGACCUUGAGUAGAAUGGACGGCCAUAGAAACAGGUGAAAGUCAAGUCGGCUGCCCGGUGGAGAUACCGCUUGAGACAACGCAUUCUCAGACUGGACUUUAUGAGUAUAAAGUCUUUGGCGUCCUGGAGGAUUGCCCGCCGGCUCUGCUCGCAGAUGUCUAUAUGGACUUAGACUACAGAAAACAGUGGGACCAAUAUGUUAAAGAGCUCUAUGAAAAAGAAUGCAACGGCGAGACGGUGGUCUACUGGGAAGUGAAGUACCCUUUCCCCAUGUCCAACAGGGAUUACGUCUACACCCGGCAGCGGCAAGAGCUGGACGUGGAAGGACGGAAGGUCCACGUGGUCCUGGCCCAGAGCAGCUCCGUGCCACAUUUUGCUGAGAGGCCGGGCGUGGUCCGGGUGAAGGGCUACAGGCAGAGCCUGGCGAUCGAGAGCGAUGGCAAGAAGGGAAGCAAAGUCUUCAUGUAUUACUUCGAUAACCCGGGUGGCCAAAUUCCGUCCUGGCUCAUUAACUGGGCCGCCAAGAAUGGAGUUCCUACCUUCUUGAAAGACCUGGCGAAAGCCUGUGGGACCUACCUCAAGAAAACCUAAGGAGGGGACCUGGGAACCCUGCGCUCAUGGGCCGCUGCCUGCAGAAGAGCCACCACCCACGGACGCUCGGCACUUCCUCUCGCUUUUCUGUCUCCAGGGGCCGGCUCGCUCCCCAGCACGUCGGCCCUGAGCCUCUGUGCCUGACGCCCCGCUUCCUUUCCCACUCCCCCUGCCCUGGGACCCGCUGCCUCCUUCCACUGUUGAAUAUGGGUCAGAUUAGGGAAACUUCUGCUUGUUUGUUUUCCAAAGGGGAAGUCCUCAGUAGGGAACACAAUCAAUCCAUUGUGCCCUUUGGAGGGGAUGGGUGGGUGGAGGAGCUACAAUGAAAAUGUAAGAAUGCCCCGUCCAGGCAAGCUGGCUCCUGCCCAGAAUGUGAUCUCUUGCAACUCCGGAGGGGCUGUGGAAGCUACAUUCCCUGCUGAGUAGAUUCUCAGCAUAUCAAGACUGGAAGACUGUUGAUGUCCGUUUGCCUUAAGCUUUGGUGACUUGAUUUAGCUGGGAUUUGAGGGGAUAAUCCAAUAAGCCUGUGCCCAUUCCCACAGCUGGAGGGUCACAAGCUGUUUUGAUUUCAAACCAUGUUGAAAAACAAUGUAGGCCUGGCCAAACACAUGCUGUGAUUACCAUUUUUUCUUGUUCAUCCAUCUCUGGAUGUUUCUGUGUCCCAAAUGCCAUUGGGGAGGGGCUGCCAACACCUCACUAGCUCUGCAUUUUACUGGAAACUGAGGCAUCAGGAUGGCCCUGAUAGUUAGCAAAAGCCCAGGUGCUUGGCACACCACCCUGUGAUAGUGUCCUUAUGUGCAAUGUGAUGAAUUUCCCUUCUGGAACAUUUGGAGAUGUCAAAGGGAUACUAUUCCAUGGCCAGGGAAACAUAAAUGAGUGGCUUGGGCGACUCUGCACUUUUUUUCUCAGGAAUUCUACCUAAGUUGUCUGCCUCUUCCACCACCGAAAGACUUCUAGUUGCCUAUGUUUUCUCCUGAAUUUUGGUAGGGCAAGAUAUUCUGUGACGCAGCCUUGAUGAUCUCAGGGAAAAAUUUUAAGCACUGUGUGUGAUGGUAUCAAACCUUGAUUAAUGGGCAUAGAAAUUCAGGAUGUAAGGCCAGAAGCAAGGGGUUUAUUAAAAUGGGAUACCUCAGUCUGUGCAUUUUCUCUCUGGGAAGGGAAGUUAUUGACUAUCAAAUAAAUACAGAGUGGCUUCUGUUUGUCUUGUCUGCA
Molecule: messenger RNA, 2285 nt
Organism: Miniopterus natalensis
Lineage: Eukaryota; Metazoa; Chordata; Mammalia; Chiroptera; Miniopteridae
Gene: PCTP
Product: phosphatidylcholine transfer protein
Molecular function (GO): phosphatidylcholine intramembrane carrier activity; phosphatidylcholine binding
Source: RefSeq, a predicted model, not a curated record